CACGAGCACCUGGUGGAGCAGGUCUCGCCCGUCAGGAACGCGGAGGGAGGCGUCAGCUGGGCCAUCACCGCCAGGGACCUCAAGAAAAACACUUCCUUGACCACGAUUUGUGACGCCGUCUUUAUCUGCAACGGCCACUAUUCGGUUCCCAAAUUGCCCAAGUUGCCGGGGAUCGAGAGGUACAGCGGCCGCCAGAUUCACAGCCACGACUACCGCGAGCCCUCUUCCUUCCGGGGGGCCUCCGUGCUGGUCCUCGGCGGAGGGGCGUCCGGCCUCGACAUCGCGAUCGAGCUGGCGACGGAGGCGAAAGAGGUCAUUUUGUCCCAUCGACUGCCCAAGCCCGUGUCCUCGGAGCUGCCUUCCAACAUGCGGCAGGCGGCAGUGGCAACGGCAGCCACCGAGGACGGGUUCAUCCUCAGUGACGGGUCCUCUGUUAAGGCCGACAUUAUCCUUUACUGCACGGGGUACGAGUACACCUUCCCGUUCCUGGACCCGGAGUGCGGAGUGCGCGUGGAAGGCAACCAGGUGAAGCCCCUCUACAAACACAUGAUUAACUGCGACUUCCCCAGCAUGGCCUUCCUCGGCAUACCCGUCCAGAUAUGCCCCUUCCCGAUGUUCGACUUCCAGGUCCGCUUCUUCAUGGAGGUGCUGACGGGGAAGCUGGCGCUGCCGUCGGCGGCGGAGAUGAAGGCGGAGGUGGAGCGCGAGGUGGAGGAGCGGCUAUCUCAGGGUGUGGAGGCCCGCCACUUCCACAACAUGAGCGUCCUACAGUGGGAAUACACGAGGAACAUGGCGGCGCUGGCGGGAAUCCACGCCACCAAUCCCGUCGUGGAGGCGCUGUUCACGGCGGUGAGGGAGGUGCGCAACAAGACCCUCAUGACCUACAAGAAGAACAGGUACAGGAUCACCGGCAGCGACUCCUUCGAGAGGGUGCUCUAGAAGCGUCGUCUGGUCUCCUCGCGGCUCCACUUCGCUCUUGAGGCUUUCUUCUUCAUCCUCCUCAUCAUCACCAUCUUCUCCUUCUUUUUCUUCUUUUUCUAGUCCUCCUCCUCCUCCUUCCCCCUUCUUCCUCCUCCUCCCUCUUCCUCCCUCCCCCUCC
This is a messenger RNA of Penaeus vannamei (Pacific white shrimp), 1099 nucleotides long. RefSeq lists its product as uncharacterized. The record is from RefSeq and is a predicted model, not a curated record. Gene Ontology annotation, molecular function: NADP binding; N,N-dimethylaniline monooxygenase activity; flavin adenine dinucleotide binding. NCBI's taxonomy places the organism in Eukaryota, Metazoa, Arthropoda, Malacostraca, Decapoda, Penaeidae.